Molecule: messenger RNA, 2793 nt
Organism: Cicer arietinum (chickpea)
Lineage: Eukaryota; Viridiplantae; Streptophyta; Magnoliopsida; Fabales; Fabaceae
Source: RefSeq, a predicted model, not a curated record
GUCUCACUUCCAUUUACCCUUUCACCCAAAACUCCAAAACCAUCCUUACUGCCUUCACCCAACAUCACCGACCUUCCUCCUUCCGCCAUCGUUUUCCGGCAACCAGCCACCGUCCUUUCUUCUUUCUCUAUCGUUAAGUUCUGUCGAAUUCCGCAACUAGAUGGCUCUGUCUCUCGGUCUGAAGUAUCGGCGUGUAAAAGAACUUUCAAGGUUUCUACCACCACUUAUCUGCUACUCAGGUGAUUGUUAUCAGCAACCCAGGAAAGCUUUAAUCUCAGUGAGAUUACCCAAAACAGUUGUUAAUGGGAGUUUAUUGAAAGGGUUUCAUCAACAUAGCCAUAUUCAGGUUCUCAACAUUGGCUGAUGUAACACAUGAUCAUGCUCCUGAAGUUGAUCUUUUGUCUUUCAUAAAAUCUUCGCUGGAUGAACUUGAAGGCACUCAUCAUUAUUGGUUAAACAGAUCCGCCAAAAGUGAACAAUUUUUUGGAAUUGAUGGAAUUCAUGGAAUUUUUUUGGUUCUUGCUGCAAGCAAUUUCGAAUGUGGCAUUAUGUUUCAAAAGUUGAAGGCAAUUCAGGAGAGGUUCCCUCAUAUUAUUAUUAUGGGCUUUAAACUAAUUAAGUCUUCUGAUCGCGCGAACAUAAUCCAGCUACUUAUGACAGAAAAUAUCACAUUCCCUAUUUUGUUGUCUGAGCGAGAAUUUCCUCAGAUAAAGAAAGGUGCAUGCUACGUAUUAUUUAAAGAUUUUAAGAGCCCAAUAAUUUGUCAUGAGAAGGAUGUCAGUCUCGAAAUUUUAUACCAAGCUAUUCAGGGGUUACAGAUGCAACCAAGUGAUGAUUCUAAGUACCUCAAUGUCUUGAGAUCUACAUCUUGGAAGCAGGAUGAUAUCACCAAGGAUCAAUAUAUUUGUUCUCCUCUACAGAAUUUACUUCUAUAUUACCCAGGUUGUGUCUCUGCAGAUGAAAGGGCUAACCGCCUCUUCAUUUCUGAUUGCAAUCAUCAUAGGAUUAUUGUAUGCAAUGGCAAUGGGAAGAUUAUGGACUGUAUUGGCUCUUCCCCAGGAUUUGAGGAUGGUGAUUUUGAUUCUGCUAAAUUAAGGCGCCCAGCUGGUUCUUAUUACCAUGCUACUGAGGAUUGCUUAUAUUUUUUGGAUUCAGAGAACCAUGCUAUUAGGAGAGCGGACAUGAGAGCACGUUCAGUGGAAACUUUUUAUCCGACAAGCACCCUUAACAAUGGAGGUGGUCGCAUAUGGAACUGGAUCAUGGGUAAGCUUGGUUUAGAAAGCAGCGUGGAGACCAUUGAAGAGGAAAAAUCUGAAGUAUUUGAUUCUAAAGGGUUAUAUUUUCCAUGGCAUCUGUUGAAAUCAGAUGAUGACACUCUCUAUAUUAUAGAUCGCAGGUUUCAAACUUUAUGGACCAUGGAUUUCGGUUCUGGGAAAAUAGACAAUGUCUUUGAAGGUUCUCCUAGGAUUCUUGAGAUCUGCGGAAAGCUAAUCGGACAAAAUUUAUCCAUCUUAGAUAAGAUUCCCUGUGACCAGUUUCAACAGAAAACUAACAAUAUCUGUGUGCUGGAUGACCUCCCCCAUUCUAAUCGUUUAUCUUCAUUAACAACCUUGCAGAAUCACAUGUUCAUUUGUGAUAAUGUUCGACAGAGAAUUCUGAAGGUCAAUAUUGAAUCCGGGGUCAGUUUGGACUUCCAAUUAUCUAAUUUAGGGUUACUUGGAUUUCCUUAUUGGUUGAAUUCCCCUCUUGAGGUAUUUUAUGCUGGUGGAAAUGGACUUUCAGAUACAUCAAUUGAUCAUCUGCAACAUUUUGGUUUGCUACCAGGCAAGAUUGACAUACAGCUGAGUGUGGAUGUUCCUACGGAUAUUGAGCUUGUAGAGCCAUUACAAGAAUCCUGUAUAUGGCGUCAAGCAAGAGGUGCAGCUACUGAAAUCUCUGGAGUGAAUGAUCCAGGAUCCUUAGAUAAGGUUGGUGUUGCACAACAGUGGUAUGAUGAAUUGGAUGAUCUUGCCGCUCCAAAGCCUGAACCUGAAAUGACUGAAGACAAUAACCUGGAUAUAAAUAUCGUUGUGGAUGAAGAUGAGAAAGUUCGCAUUAGUAGUAGAGUCUUCACUAGCCCUGGAACAAGUGAGGUUGUUAUUUUCGCCGUACUGUAUUGUAAACUUAGAAGAGUUCCAAACUCAAACGAUGGCAACCAGGAAAAAUACGCAGCAAGGAUUAUUGAUUUUUUGAGCUCUAAGAGAUCUGGUAAAAGAGAAAGAGACUCAUGGAAUGCAUUUCUGUUGCAAUCUAAAGGUGAUCUAAGAGAUCUUAUUUUCAUGAAACCACUACACAUCAGAGUAAGAUUAAAUUGUUUUGAUCAUCCUAAGGCUGAAAAUGGAAAGGAUAUUAUCUUAACAGACUCCUCAAUUAAGGUGAAUGUGUUGCUCAAUUGACAGUAGAUUUUAGGAGCAGAGCUUCAAUUAUUUUUUCUCGUCCCCAUGUUUUAUUCUUUUGACUGUAAAAUCAAUUGGUAUUUAGCAACUUUUUGCCCCAUUAUUUGAAGAGUACUAGGUGAAAAAUGUUGAUCUAUUAUGAAAGAUAUUUUAUUCGUUUUAAAAUUGUUUCUGGAAUUUUUAGUGCCAAGGUCAUAUUUGUAUAAUAAGAACUCCAAUGUCAGGUGAAUUACUUCUAUUUUUGGCAAGUUGUAAUAAUUGGAGAUAUACUUUGUUCUCUUAGAGGAACUAAACUGAAAUAUUUUUUCUGGACAUCAUGUAAAUGUAUGUAUUAAUUAUGCAUAUAUUAUUAAUUAAA